This is a messenger RNA of Closterium sp. NIES-67, 1619 nucleotides long. The record is from the annotation of a GenBank genome assembly. Lineage: Eukaryota; Viridiplantae; Streptophyta; Zygnematophyceae; Desmidiales; Closteriaceae.
CGAGCACUUGCGCCUUGUUUGAAACUCCGUACCCUGACUGCGCACCGCAUUUGACGCCUAGCCGUUUACGAGCCGAGCGUGCGAGCGAGACCAUCGAGCAAUGCCGCAUCCUUGCCUAUCCCUCGCCUCGCCUCACGCCGCCAACUGCACGCGCGCUUCUCCGUUUCUUUCCAGGCCUCUCCAAACACCCUCCCCAGCAUGCCUGUGUCGCCCACUUCCGCACGCCCGUGGGGGGGGAUGCACGCUCCGGCCCUCCAGCGACCGUGCUCCCUCCUCCAAUGGCAGGGGGACACGUUCCGUACGAGGUGAGAUUCAGCCCAGCAGCAGAAACAGUAGCAGCAGCAGCAAUAGUAGAGGUAGCGGCAGCGGCAGCGGCGGCGGCGGCGGCGGCGGCGUCGGAGCAAAGGCGCCGUCCAAGGACGGGACACCCGCAGCCACAGCCGCCAAUGCGCGACCUCCACGUGGCGGGUUGCCGCCGCCUCCGACGAUCGCGGACAUCGAAGCGACGGCGGCAGCGCGAGGCGUGCGACUAGAGAUCGAGACGACGGGUCCGCUCUUCACCAUCUCCGCUUACGACGCCACUGGUGCGUUCGACGACCGCCGCGACGGGCGCGACGGGCGCGAGGGGCAGGGCGCGCGGACGAGCGCGGAGAGAGAGGGGAGCGGGGGGAGCAGCGGGAUCGGAAAGGGAGAUAAGCGCGGAGGCAAGCCACGGCUGCUGGGGAGAGCACAGGGGUGUAUCCGGCCUCUGCUGUGGGGCAGUAGUAGCAGCAGCAGCAGCAGCAGCAGCGGUAGCGGCAGCAGUGGCAGUGGCAGCAAGUCCCUGCUCCCCCCGCCCCUGCUGCACUUGGACAGCGUGCGCAUGGCACGGAUCGAGGACGAGCGGCAGCGCGGCGUGUUUGGCGCGGCACUGCUGAUCGGCGCGUUGGUGUUCCGAUGGGCCAUGGAUGUGCACGGGUGCCGCGUGGCGCAGCUGCUUGCCAUAGACGACACCGAUGAGUACCAUGCCAAGUUGGUGCGCUACUACUCGCGGCUGGGCAUGCGGCCAGUGCGGGAGGUGGAGGGGGGGUCGCUGGGCGACAUACCGCACAUGCUCGUGUGGGGGGGAGCGGGCACGCUCAUGGAGGGCGAGAUAGAGCCGCUGCUGCGCCGUUGGGCCAGGGUGUUCCCUCCCGCUGCUGCGCCUGCUGCUGCUGCUGCUGCUGCUGCUGCUGCUGGUGCUGGUUCUUCUGCGGGGAGGGAUGCUGCGAUCGACUGAUGGCUUCCCUGCUGUGUUGGGUGGUGGUGGUGGUUGAACGAUUGCUUCUACGAACUGAUGGACCGACCAACCAACUCUUUUGCUGCUGCUGCUGCUGCUGCUGCUCUGAACCGACGAUUUCCUCAAACCGACUACUGCUCGGGUUGCCAUUGAAGGGAAUUCUCAUCUCAAGCACAGGAACUCUGAUGCUGUACUUCAAUACGGUGCAUGUAAGGACUGGACCUUGAUGGAUGCACCUUUGUCCAACGGCAUGGAGCACGGAGAGUUGCAUUUAGCAUAGCCAGGCAGCAUCAAAGGGUGCAUAGAACACAGCGAGGAAAGACAGGCUGUCUCAAGUCUUGAACAAAACCCUUUUCUAGGC